Scomber japonicus (chub mackerel) is the source of this 1192-nucleotide messenger RNA. RefSeq names its product tetraspanin 33a (gene tspan33a). The record is from RefSeq and is a predicted model, not a curated record. Bases 307 to 1152 code for a protein of 281 amino acids. The transcript is spliced from 8 exons. Gene Ontology annotation, cellular component: membrane. Lineage: Eukaryota; Metazoa; Chordata; Actinopteri; Scombriformes; Scombridae.
ACCUGUCAGUCAGAUUCUUGAGCUCCUGCUGUAGGUGGUAUCAUAUGAUCACCAGUGAGACGACGUGAGAUACAGCGGUAACACACCCAGUUUUUACGCACACAGUCAGUGCAAGACUGCGCCGGCGGCAGUUUGAGACAGACCUCCACCGGCUGGCUGUAUGAUUCAACUCAAGUAUUGCAAGAAAAUGAGCAGCUCAUCAUCAUCAUCAUCAUCAUUAUCCUGACUGGCUUUCGGGAACACUGUUUUUAAUACAGCUAAUUAUUGAGCGCAAAUUUUGAUUAAAACGUGUGGAUACUUUUCAUCAUGGGAGGAAGACGCAGAGGCGCAGCUGGAAAUGACUACUCUUAUGUCAGCCCCGUGGUCAAAUAUCUACUGUUCAUGUUCAACUUCCUAUUUUGGAUAAUCUCCCUGGUGAUGGUGUCUAUCGGAGUGUAUGCCCGCAUGAUGAAACAUGCAGAAGCAGCUUGGGCUUGCCUGUCUGUGGACCCCGCUAUAAUGCUGAUGGUGGUGGGGGUCCUCAUGUUCUUCCUCACCUUCUGUGGCUGUGUGGGCUCCCUGCGAGAGAACAUCUGCCUGCUGCAGACAUUCUGUAUCUGCUUGACUGUGAUCUUCCUGCUCCAGGUGGCUGCUGGUGUUUUGGGUUUCAUCUUCUCAGAUAAGGCACGAAGUAAAGUGACUGAGGUGAUCAACAAUUCUAUAGUCCACUACAGAGAUGACAUUGAUCUGCAAAACCUUAUUGACUAUGGUCAGAAAGAGUUUGGCUGCUGUGGUGGCGUAGCAUACACCGACUGGUCCCAGAACAUGUACUUCAACUGCAGCCAGGACAAUCCCAGUAGAGAACGCUGCUCUGUCCCCUACUCAUGUUGUAUCAUAUCCCAAAACAAGGAGGUUAUUAAUACCAUGUGUGGCCAGGGCAUGCAGGAAUUAGAGUAUACUGAAGCUGGAAAACAAAUUUACACUAAUGGCUGUAUAGACAAACUGGUCAACUGGAUUCACAGCAACCUUUUCCUACUAGGAGGCAUUGCACUGGGACUGGCAAUACCACAGCUGGUCGGGAUCCUCCUGUCUCAGCUUUUAAUCAACCAGAUCAAAGACCAAAUCGAGCUCCAGAACUACCAAUUCAAGCACCAAUCUGACCCGUGGAGAUGACCCAAGCCAGGUCAGAGCAGAUUUGGAUGAAUGGCACCAG